Messenger RNA from Volvox carteri f. nagariensis, 789 nucleotides. RefSeq lists its product as uncharacterized. The transcript has 8 exons. Lineage: Eukaryota; Viridiplantae; Chlorophyta; Chlorophyceae; Chlamydomonadales; Volvocaceae. The coding region runs from base 55 to 789 and encodes 244 amino acids. The record is from RefSeq and is a predicted model, not a curated record.
AGACAAUACAUUUAUUCGUGAAGACAGCAAACCUCAGCCAAGCGUGACGACGGAAUGGCCCUAAAGAUGCAUCGCGCUGCAAUGGCUAAGAGGCCCGCCCCAUUUGUGCGCAACCCGGUUGCGGUUGUUCGCUGUCAAGCUUCCCCCUCCCCCGAGGGCCGCCCCUCCCUCCUCUCCUCCGGUGGCGCUGUGGCCGCUGCCGGGCUGUCCUGCCUGGCCGCCAACCUGCUGGCCGCCAACCUGGCACUGGCGGAGUUCCGACUGCCGCCCAUCGACAACGAUCCCAACCGCUGCGACCGGGGCUAUGUGGGCAACACCAUCGGCCAGGCGAACGCCGUGUCGGACAAGAUCCUGGAUCUGCGGCUGUGUUCGUACAGUGGCAAGGACCUCCAUGGUCGGGUGCUGGCUGGCGCCCUGCUGGCGGAUGCGGAUCUGUCCAACACUAAUCUGCAGGAGGCGGUGCUAACCAAGGCCUACGCAGUGAAGGCCAACUUUGAGAAUGCGGACAUGACUAAUGCGGUGGUUGACCGAGUUGACUUCUCUGGCGCCAAUCUGCGCGGUGUGCGGUUCAACAACACGGUGGUGACCGGGGCGCAGUUCGCGGGGGCGGAUCUGGAGGGAUCCGUGUGGGAGGACGCGCUCAUCGGCUCGCAGGAUGUGGGCAAGCUCUGCGAGAACCCCACCCUCACCGGGGAGAGCCGCAUGCAGGUGGGCUGCCGGGUCAGCCGCAGCACCACAAUCCCUUCCUACGGCAUAAGCCCUCACAUUAUUCUAUCAUUGUACAUGUAA